Aquila chrysaetos chrysaetos is the source of this 1689-nucleotide messenger RNA. RefSeq names its product ubiquitin C-terminal hydrolase L3 (gene UCHL3). Gene Ontology annotation, molecular function: cysteine-type deubiquitinase activity. Lineage: Eukaryota; Metazoa; Chordata; Aves; Accipitriformes; Accipitridae. Gene Ontology annotation, cellular component: cytoplasm. Gene Ontology annotation, biological process: protein deubiquitination; ubiquitin-dependent protein catabolic process. The transcript has 7 exons. The record is from RefSeq and is a predicted model, not a curated record. Bases 102 to 695 code for a protein of 197 amino acids.
GUGGUGCGGUCCCGGGUCAGGUCUGAGGCGAGGCGGCGCGAGGCGCUGUCAGUGCCGCGGUGAGGUUCAGCCCAGCGCCGGUACCGGGAGCCGCCCCCGCCAUGGAGCCCCAUCGCUGGCUGCCCCUGGAGGCCAACCCCGACGUCACGAAUCAGUUUCUCAAACAGCUAGGUAUACAUCCUGACUGGCAAUUUGUAGAUGUUUAUGGUAUGGAACCAGAACUGCUUAGCAUGGUGCCAAGACCUGUCUGUGCAGUGCUACUUCUCUUUCCAAUAACAGAAAAGUAUGAAACCUUCAGAACAGAAGAAGAAGAGAGAAUAAAAGCUAAGGGGCAAGAUGUCAAAUCAUCAGUGUAUUUCAUGAAGCAGACCAUUAACAAUGCUUGUGGAACAAUUGGGCUAAUUCAUGCUAUUGCAAACAACAGAGAUAAAAUGAACUUUGAAACUAAUUCUUCACUGAAAAAGUUCCUAGAAGAUUCAUUAUCUAUGACUCCUGAAGAGAGGGCCAAAUAUCUAGAAACUUAUGAAGCUAUUCGUGUCACUCAUGAAUCCAGUGCCCAUGAAGGUCAGACUGAGGGCUUACUGUACGGGAACUGUGUAACGAGGCCACAAACACUUAGUUUGUUGGGAGGAGUUAUUGCACACUCAUGGACCGACUCAACUGAGCAGAUGCAGAACAUGUGGCAGGGCCUCUGAUCCCAGGGUUGUGCAUAUGAAACGAAGACCAGGACUGAAAGUAUUGUAUCUCCUUCUGUUUCCCAAGUUUUCAGUGAUGUUGGUAUGCAGUUAAAGCUCAUUUGAUCUCUGUCCCAGUGCAACUAGCAUUUCUUUCUACACAGUGACACAACCUCAAAAUGGAGGAAAGAAGAAAGCCCCAGUCCCAGCAUAGUUCGUCAGCUGAUAGACAGGGAAGCUUCCCUAGAGGAAGGUGGCAUGGGCUUGGACUUUCCACUGAGAGGAUGCCCUGAACUUGAGCUUCCAGAUAGAUGAAUUUUUGUAACCACUAGCAAGUUAAUCAGUAAUAAAUAUUUCUUCUUAGAAAGAAAUGGUCAUGCAAUACACUAGAUGCUGCUUUGUCCUGUCAGGUCUUAAAUACAUUAGACAUGGACUGAGAUACUUUGCUGGAUUGGGUUCCCCAAACAAGACGAGCAGACAGAUCCCUGUUUCUAGAACCUGACAGGUUUGGGCUUGAGCCAAGUCAUGAGCUACUCAGCACUAUCAAACUUCUACACUUUUAGGUAUGUGCAAAAGCACAGUUCUUGGUGCCUGACGAACUUCAUAGGAGUUUCCUUUAGAUCUUAGAUUUAAAUGGCUCAAGGCUUUAAUAACAGCUAUAUAUAGGAAUGAGUUGGAUUGGGGCAGAUGAUAAUUGCCUGAACAUUUUUUUGGAUAUAUUCCAUGAAGCUUUUAACUUGUUUAAAAUGUAUUUUUUGCAUUACAAACCAUAAACUUAAUGUGCUUACUGGUUUAUAUGACAAUAACAUUUAAUUCUAUUUCAGGGUUUUUGUUUUACCACUUCAGAUAUUUGACCUGCUACAUUUUCAGCACAGAAAUAUGCUCCUGUGAUCUUUUCAUCUUGUGAAGUUAGUCUAAUGCUCUCUUCUCUGCAGUUUCUAGCUGUUAAUGUCUUGUUUGAAUAGACUGUCUCAAGUUAUGAUUUGUCUUCCACAUUUUAAAUUAAAUGCGAAAU